AUGCAAAAUGUUAAUGAUUUUAAUAAUUUAAUGUUUAUUAUUCAGGGUGAUCCAAUGUUGAGUGAUUUGCACACAUCAGUUACAAUCGAAGAAUUGAACUCGUAUAUAUCACUUGAACAUGGCCAGUCAAUAACAGUUAAUAUUCAAAGAGCUGAUGGAAUUAUUCUACCUGUUGUAGUUUUACAGAACGCUACUGUUUUAGAUUUAAAAAAAGCAUUCCAGAGGCACGUGGUCUUGAAGCAAGCAAGGGAGAAUCAUACCACUCACAUAAAUUGGAAACAUAUUUGGAGGUCCUACUGGCUUUAUUUCAGUGGCCAGAAACUGACUGAGAAUAACAAGUUACUCAGCGAAUACAACAUUUUCAACAGGGACACGAUUACAUUCAUCAAACGAUUGAAGUCAAAAUAA
Molecule: messenger RNA, 408 nt
Organism: Helobdella robusta
Lineage: Eukaryota; Metazoa; Annelida; Clitellata; Rhynchobdellida; Glossiphoniidae
Exons: 4
Coding region: 1-408 (135 amino acids)
Biological process (GO): mRNA splicing, via spliceosome
Cellular component (GO): U12-type spliceosomal complex
Source: RefSeq, a predicted model, not a curated record